Messenger RNA from Phycomyces blakesleeanus NRRL 1555(-), 951 nucleotides. RefSeq lists its product as hypothetical. The transcript is spliced from 6 exons. Bases 1 to 951 code for a protein of 316 amino acids. Gene Ontology annotation, molecular function: 8-oxo-dGDP phosphatase activity. NCBI's taxonomy places the organism in Eukaryota, Fungi, Mucoromycota, Mucoromycetes, Mucorales, Phycomycetaceae. The record is from RefSeq and is a predicted model, not a curated record.
AUGGCCUUCUCAAACCUCCUUGAGGUCGUCAGCAAUGUCGACAAGUUCCCUUAUCAACGUGACAUCUCCAGCACUGAGACCAUACACAAUUAUACCCCAUUGUGUCAUGAAUCGCGUGUGAUUGGAAACAUCCUUCCGGAUGUAAUGGCCCAAUUGCGCAUUUACAAUUCUGCUCAGUCUUUACCUCCAUUUGUCAUUGAAAACAAUGUCACCUUCGCUCCUUGGGUUGACUCGGUUGAGAAGCGCACAGAAGUAAUCAAGACAAUGAUGGACUUGUGGCGUAAAGAAAAAACUUUUACUGCACUUGCUGGCUGGAGAAAUGAACUUUAUCCUGUGUAUGGAAACUCUGCGAGAGAAGACAACCUUGCAUUUGUUAUUGAGAGAGCUGCAAGUGCCUUGUUUGGAAUUUCUACUUUUGGUGUCCAUCUUAAUGCCUAUGUAACCGAAAAGGAUGGAUCAAUUAAGAUGUGGGUAGCUAGACGUGCUCUCACAAAGCCUACCUGGCCUGGCCUGCUCGACAAUUGUGUUGCAGGUGGAAUUGCAUACACUUAUUCGACCAAAGAAACUAUUGUCAAAGAAUGUGAUGAAGAAGCUAGUAUUCCAAGAGAGAUUUCUGAGAAGGCUUCCAGUGUGGGGUGUGUAACGUACUAUACAUAUACCAGCGCCGGACUUCAGCCAGAGACUCAGUAUGUCUUUGAUUUGGAACUUCCUAGUGGAGUUUUACCAAAACCCCAAGAUGGUGAAGUUGAUUGCUUUUAUUUAUGGUCUCUUGACAAAGUCAAGAAGUCUAUUCUCGACAAUGAAUGGAAGCCUAAUUGUGCCUUGGUUGCAAUUGAUUUUAUGAUGAGACAUGGUAUCAUUACGGCAGAUAAUGAGCCAGACUAUAUUGAUAUUAGCUAUAGACUUCAUCGCAACCUUGGGUUCCCCACCCCAACAAAGUGCAUAAAAUAA